AUGGAUGGUCAAGAUCAGCUGGAAAUGAAGUUCAGCAGUGGGAGUGAUGUAGGUGGACUAGAGCUCUGUAUAGUUUGUGGAGACCGAGCAUCUGGAAGACAUUAUGGUGCUAUUAGUUGUGAAGGCUGUAAAGGUUUUUUCAAGCGUUCAAUCAGAAAGAAGCUCGGGUACCAGUGUCGAGGUACUAUGAACUGUGAAGUGACCAAGCAUCACCGGAACCGGUGCCAGUACUGCAGGCUGCAAAAGUGUCUUGCUUGCGGGAUGAGGAGCGACUCGGUCCAGCACGAACGGAAGCCGAUCGUGGACAAGAACAAGUCGGAGCCGCGGGACGGGCUGGCCGACCGGCAGGCCGCCUACUCCAAACUGCUGGGACUCGCGGGCCAGGCUCCCAGCGCACAGCAGCUGACCCCCAAGGAGGAGGCGGGCGAGGCGUUCGGCGCCGUGUCCCCCGCGCCCGCCAUCAACUUCGCCCUGGCCGCCGCCGUCGCCUUCAACAAGAACUCAGUGUCUCCGUACCUGAACCCCGGCAGUCCUGGCGACAUGGAGGGCGCUCGCAGACAACAGAUCAUGCUGCAAACGCAACUAGCUAAGAAUCUCUUCAAAAUGGGACAGUUUGGAGCCAUCAACGAGUACCUGCAGUCGGCGUACGGCGCCGCGCCCGAGCCCCCGCCCCCCGCCGACGACGCGCGCCCCGACGAGAUGGAGGUGUGCUCGGUGCUGGUGCCCGGCGGCGGCGCGCUGCCCCUGCACGCCGCCUGCGAGAGCGCCGCGCGCCUGCUGGCCGCCACCGCGCGCGCACUCGCCGCGCUGCCCGCCGCCACCGCGCUGCCGUUCGAGAUCCAAGUGACGCUGUUCAAGAAGUCGUGGGCCGAGCUGUUCGUGCUGGGUCUGUGCAAGCUGUCGCACGAGAUGUCCCUGGGCACGUUGCUGCCGAGCAUGGCGGGGCACCUGCACGCCGUGCUGCGGGAGCGCGCGUCCGGCGCCGCAGCCGCGCACGCACCGCUCGACGACCACGCGCCCGAGAUCAGCGUGUGGGACUACACGGACGAGCGGAUAGCGGAGAUCAUCUCGCUGCUCAACCGCCUGCAGCAGCUCGUGGCCGCCAUGGAGCAGCUGCGGGUCACCGACCGCGAGUACGCGCAGCUGCGGGCGCUCUGCUUCUUCUCGCCCGGUGCGUACUGAACAACCAGCACCCACUCAGUUAUAGCUCACUAGAGAUGUGUAGCUCCGGAGUGAGUGACUGAUAUAACAAAUAUAUAUCACUCACACCGAUAGAAUGUAUCACUAACUCAGCUAUGCGGAAUUUACAUUACGAAAUUAGUG
Messenger RNA from Bombyx mandarina (wild silkworm), 1323 nucleotides. It is a transcript of the gene nhr, whose product is annotated as nuclear orphan receptor. The record is from RefSeq and is a predicted model, not a curated record. NCBI's taxonomy places the organism in Eukaryota, Metazoa, Arthropoda, Insecta, Lepidoptera, Bombycidae. Gene Ontology annotation, biological process: regulation of DNA-templated transcription. Gene Ontology annotation, molecular function: DNA-binding transcription factor activity; sequence-specific DNA binding; zinc ion binding.